This is a messenger RNA of Cylicocyclus nassatus, 246 nucleotides long. NCBI's taxonomy places the organism in Eukaryota, Metazoa, Nematoda, Chromadorea, Rhabditida, Strongylidae. The record is from the annotation of a GenBank genome assembly.
AUGUCUGUGUGGUAUACGGUAGUACUCAGUUUCACCUUGAUUUUUGUCGUGGACGCUCAACAGUUUGCUCAACAAUUUUAUAAUCCCUGGGAAGUACUGAUGUUUCUACCGCAGUUUCCCACUCCAGCGCCUAUGUACAUAGAUUACUACAAUAGCUUAGGAUACGAAACCGACGAGAAAGGCAACGUAUGGCAAGGCAAUGACAAUGCAAAGUUUAUGAUCAUAGCAAAACCUUCUUACCCAUGA